Messenger RNA from Podarcis raffonei (Aeolian wall lizard), 1583 nucleotides. RefSeq names its product arylacetamide deacetylase-like 4. The record is from RefSeq and is a predicted model, not a curated record. Bases 282 to 1514 code for a protein of 410 amino acids. The transcript has 4 exons. Gene Ontology annotation, molecular function: carboxylic ester hydrolase activity. NCBI's taxonomy places the organism in Eukaryota, Metazoa, Chordata, Lepidosauria, Squamata, Lacertidae. Gene Ontology annotation, cellular component: membrane.
GCUCUAUAUUUGCUGAAGUAUGCAUCCAUUUCAACUGUCAGCCAACCUGUUUUCGGGCAUUCUAACCAUGAGGCAUUCUAAAGAUAAGCUGUUAAGCAAGUCUAUGGUUAGCCUGCACCAUAUUACCACAUUCCUAAACCAUUUGUUUUCUUCUCAGCUGAGAGAUUAAGUGGGUUGGCCGAGGAUGUCCUCUUGCAGGUGACAUCGACUGUUCUUGUAUAAAAGCCACCAGCAUUGUCUAAGGCGAAGUCCUUGUCUCUGUGCCUCUGAGUUGAAGGGAAAUGGCAUUUGGUGGAACUCUGUGGAUGCUGAUAUUAUAUACAACUAUUUUCAUUCAUUUCUUGCUGUUAGUGUGGGGAGUUUCUUAUGCUCUUGCCAGGACCCACGUGCCUCGAGGACUCAGCCGUCCUGCACCAUUGAUACUUGUAAAUCUCUUAGUGGGAUAUGGAUUUGUACUGGGACGAAUUCUGGAAAAACUGGGCAUCUGCCAUAGAUAUUCCACACUCAAGGCCAUAAACCUAUUAAUUCCAGAAGUGAAGGACCCAAAAAUGAUCACAAGGGAUCUGGUUUUUGAUGGGGUGCCUGUGAGGCUGUACUGGCCCAAGACAUCACCUGCUGGGAACAGGAAAGGAAUCAUCUUUCUUCAUGGAGGGGUUGCACUAUUUGCAAGCAUCCGAACUUCUGCAAGGAUCUGCCAUUCGCUUGCCCACGGAACCGACUCAGUGGUUAUGUGUGUUGAGUUUCGUUUAGCUCCUGAGCAUCCCUAUCCAGUCCCUGUACUGGACUGUUUAACUGCUGUAAUACACUUUCUGAAGAAUGCAAAGGAAUACGGAGUGGACCCCAACUGCAUUGCCAUUGUUGGGGAGAGUAGUGGAGGCACUUUUGCUGCAGCCAUUUGCCAAGAACUGGUGACCAGAGAGGAGCUCCCAAGAGUGCGAGCUCAGGUCCUGAUCUACCCAUUCCUCCAAGCAAUGGACUUCAAUUUGCCCUCCUAUCUGCAAAACCAAUCAGUUCCUCCCUUGUUCAGGAAACGAGGUAUUAAACUCGCUUUGACAUAUCUCACUGGGAAGACAAUGAAUGUAGAUGGAAUUCUGAAAGGCGCCCAUGUCCCUCCUGAUUUGAGAGAGAAAUACCAAAAAUGGAUAAGUGCUGAUAACAUUCCGGAAGAAUUUAAAGCUAGGGGCUAUGUUCCUGUAGCACCUGCCCCAUUUUCAAAAGAACUUUAUGAACAAGUUAAAAGAGGUGCUGAGGCAAUGUUUGCCCCCCUUCACGCAGAGGAUGACAUAAUCCGCCAGCUCCCAGAGACUUUCAUUCUAACCUGUGAAUAUGAUUUUCUCCGGGACGAUGGGCUGUUGUACAAGAAGCGGCUAGAGGACCACGGUGUGCCAGUGACAUGGUAUCAUGUUCAAGAUGGAUUUCAUGGAAUAAUGACCCUGGCUGGUUUGAAGGCAAUUGAAUAUCCGAGCACACAGAAAUGUUUGCAGAAUGUAAUACAGUUCUUAAAAGGUUUAUAGAAAUGAAUGACAUUCUUUGUCUUCCUAUGGCAGUCUUCCCCUUCUGUGGACGGAAAUAUCGUUCCUCAU